Messenger RNA from Nezara viridula (southern green stink bug), 567 nucleotides. The record is from the annotation of a GenBank genome assembly. NCBI's taxonomy places the organism in Eukaryota, Metazoa, Arthropoda, Insecta, Hemiptera, Pentatomidae.
AUGGCAGGUCGGGACACCGGGGUCGUCAUGGCAACGCGGGUCGGGGUGGGGGACGGGGUCAGCCCUCAGUCCGGCCCACGCCCUCGACCCGGUAGUGUCUCUCUAGUGGCUGUUCUGUGCGGGGCCCCCGGCUACGGGGGUGACUUGGGAUUCCCUCCGAGGGGGCUGGUGCCAUGGCGGGAGGACGAGGCACUCCUCUCCCUCAGGGGCGACACCCCGGGAACGAAUUCGACCCAGAGUGCCGGCUCCAACGGCGACAAAGGCCAGAACAUAGAGUGCGUAGUCUGCGGCGACAAGUCUUCAGGAAAACACUACGGACAGUUCACCUGCGAAGUUUUGCAAGGAGUAGCGUUGUUGAAACGCCUAGGUAACUCCUCGGCGACCUAUAUUCCAGGUAAUACCUGCGGACCAAACCGCAGGGGAAGAUUACCGCACUUACACAGGACCAGGACAUUCAUCACAGCAAUAAAUAGGUUAAUGCAGCGGACAACGCCUAAACCGGCGAAGUGGAGUAGCAUAAUUGGCCCGGUGGAGUCAAGUGUGUCCAGCCAAAGACACGGUGGUUAA